AUGCAUCUUGUCCCUAUCAAGGGCCUGGCGCGAGGCGGCGAAGCCAAGCGCCUGAUGGAGGAGCUGGCCGUGCACUUCAAGAUGCUGAUAAGGGCUCGUCAGCUAAGGAUCAACACGCUCAAAGAGAUUUACCCGGACAACAAAAACGUUAUGGGAAUGUACAAGCCAGCAAGCGAACGCAUAGGUGCAUAUAUAUUUAUACGUCUGCGCUCGUCUGUGAACAAGAAACAGUUUCUGGACCGGGAUACUCUGCGUGAGACGAUGCUGCACGAGAUGUGCCACGCGUACAACUUGGAUCACGGUGAUAGUUAUCGACGGAACUUGAGUCGGAUGAGGUUUGAGCUUGAAGUGUAUUGCAACUGCAGUGGGGAUGGGGAGAAGAGCAAGAAGGACGAGGCGGACAAGAAGGACGACGAGAAGGACAAGAAGAAGGACAAGAAGAAGGACGACAAAGACAAAAAAGACGACAAAAAAGACGACAAGAAGGACAAGAAGAAGGACGACAAGAAGGGCAAAAGGGAGGACAAGAAGGGCAAAAGGGACGACAAGAAAUACAUGAAGAACAAGAAGAAGGACGACAAGACGGACAAGAAGUAG
Molecule: messenger RNA, 597 nt
Organism: Hirsutella rhossiliensis
Lineage: Eukaryota; Fungi; Ascomycota; Sordariomycetes; Hypocreales; Ophiocordycipitaceae
Product: WLM domain-containing protein
Exons: 2
Coding region: 1-597 (198 amino acids)
Source: RefSeq, a predicted model, not a curated record